Messenger RNA from Rodentolepis nana, 696 nucleotides. NCBI's taxonomy places the organism in Eukaryota, Metazoa, Platyhelminthes, Cestoda, Cyclophyllidea, Hymenolepididae. The record is from the annotation of a GenBank genome assembly.
AUGCAACUAAAACAUAGUCAAAAAAUUGAACGCGAUUACAUAAAAUUAAUAGAAAAACAAACCGUCAGAGCUCAAAAUGACAUUACUGCUGAAAAGUUAUCUCGCUUCUUAGAGGAAGUUCUAAAAGCCCAAGAUACCCUAGUUGAAAGACUUCGUUUAAACAAUUCGACAUUGCGUUCUCGGCGUAAGAAGUUGCUUACCGAACUAAAACAAACGGAAGAGAUUGGUGAAGUCCUGCAUGAAGUCGAUUUUGAACAACUCAAAAUUGAAAAUGCUCAAUUCCUGGAAAUUAUUGACACUAAAAAUCAAGAACUAGUGCGCCUAAAGUUAACUGCUGGAAGAAUAACUCAAGCAUUGAACUCCAGAAAAUUAGCUCAAAUUAGUCAAGAAUCAUCAAAGACUUUAGUGGAAAUAAAAAGCCGCGAAGAACAGAUUUCCAAAACUAACCUAGAAAUCGAACAAGUUGAAAAGGAAAAGCUUAAAAUUGAAGUUCUGAUCGAACAAUUAAAGAAAUUGGCGAAAGAGUACAAAGUUCCUACUGUGAUGGAUUAUGUUAACACAGUUCAGGAAAUGAGAUUACUUAAAAGGAGCGAGAAAUUACAAAAUCGAAAAUUUUCUCUUGCUAAAACGAAUCUUGAAAGAAGUCGACGAAUAUGGCACCAACUUCGGAAAUCAACACCCAUUCGGCCUCUUUGA